CUUCUCAAGUCCCGCUCCUCCGGGUUCCGCUCCUCCCAAGCCGUCCUCCAACAGCUUUGCCCCGCCCCUCCGUUUUCCCUCUCACUGUUAGUCCCACCAGCUCUCCAUCACUGCACAGUUCUUACGCUCGGCUUUCUCCUCCUGUUUCCUUUCUUCCUUUCUUCUUUCUUCCCACUUUCCUCCCUCGCGCUAGGACGUGGCAGUUUGACGUGAGAGCGUGCGUGCAUACGCGGCCCAGCAGUGAGCUAGCGCUUAUGGUGACGGCGUCUCCUCCCGGAAGUGACUUGGCUAGGCAAGAGUGGCCAUGUUGCGUCAGGAUAGUAAUGAUGACACUGAAGAUGUUUCACUAUUUGAUGCCAGUGAUGAUGAGUCAGCCAGGAAGUCAAAGAAGGUGAAAAUCAGACACCCAGUGGCAUCAUUUUUCCAUUUAUUCUUUCGAAUUGGUGCAAUAAUUGUCUAUCUUCUGUGUGAAUUGCUAAGCAGCAGCUUUAUUGCCUGUAUGGUGACAAUUAUCUUGUUAUUAUCGUGUGACUUUUGGACAGUGAAGAAUAUAACAGGCAGGCUCAUGGUUGGCCUGCGCUGGUGGAACCAUAUAGAUGAUGAUGGAAACAGUCACUGGGUGUUUGAAGCUCGAAAGGAAUUGAAACAAGAGAAAAGAACCUCCUCAGAAGCUGAGUCACGAAUUUUUUGGUUAGGAUUAAUUUCCUGUCCAAUUAUGUGGGUGGUAUUUGCCUUUAGUGCUCUCUUCUCCUUCAAACUGAAGUGGUUGGCAGUGGUCACCAUGGGUGUGGUACUCCAAGGUGCCAACUUAUAUGGCUACAUCAGAUGCAAAGUAGGCAACCAAAGUAAUUUAACCAGUAUGGCUACCGCUUAUCUUGGAAAGCAGUUCUUGAGACAAAACAUUAAAGAUGAUCAGAUAUCUUGAAGAUAAAGAGAAGAAAUGCAUCUUGUUGUAUUAAGGAAAAACUGAAGAGAUUGUGUUGAUCCUUUUGGAAUUGAGCAAAUAUCUUGGGGUGGGCAAAAUUAUUAGAGACUUUUCUCAUUUAAAAUAAAUUUUUUAUAUGAAGAUAGUACUUUUGGCAUAAAAUCUGCCUUAGGAUUCUUUUUUUAAGGUUGUUGCCUCAAAACUGAAUAGGGUAUGCAUAUUCAUAAUUUUAGAAAAGGAGAAAUCUGAAAUAGUAGUUUGUUGAAUAAUAGUUUGCAUUUCAUAAGUCAUCUCCAUUUCCACAAAACGCUGUAUUUCAUGGUAAAAUUUUUUCACCUAAAUUAUAAAUAAGCAAAUAAAAUUACAUGGUGUACCCAGUUUGUCAGUACUGUUAAAUUUAAGUAAUUUUAAUGGGAGAAUGUUUAUUUUGGUUUCUUCAGUAAACUGUUCAUUCAUGUGCUAUUUAUAUAUGUAACUUGCAAUAACAGUUUGUAUAGUUUAUAUUAGAGAGAGAGAGAGAGAGUGUGUGUGUAGUUUCUGUGUUUCUAAAUAUAGCUAUACAUUUCCCUUUAAACUCUUAUUUUGAAAAUUCUUGCAAAUUCAUAUCGAGCAUAAUGAAAAUUUCAGUGAUACAAAAAUGUUCACAUAAUAAUGUAUUACUUUUUGUGUUAGGUUGAGAAUAAUUAUUUAUUGGCAUAGCAAAUGCCUAAAGUCGCAUUUUGUUUCUAGAUUCUCUUUUGUUAUUGAGAGAAUUGGAAUACUGGAAAUUAUAGGAUUAUAUUAUAGCAUUUUUAAGUUGUGAAAUGUGUUUUACUUAAGUAGUUCUAUAGAUUUUAGUUGUGUAUUUCAUCUGAAAAGAUUGUUUUAUGAAUAUAUAUUGUAAAAAAUUAAGAUUUUAUUUAAUUGGGUGAAUUGCCUUUAUUAAGAGAGACAGUUGUGAUGUACAAUCAUUUUAGUAUAUUGUUUUUAGAAAAUUUUGUUUUUGUUAACUGGAAAAUAUCUUUGUUAUAUUUAAUUGAUUAAAUAUUUCUGCCCUGCAGAGUGAUUACA
Trichosurus vulpecula (common brushtail) is the source of this 1975-nucleotide messenger RNA. RefSeq names its product Golgi apparatus membrane protein TVP23 homolog B-like. The record is from RefSeq and is a predicted model, not a curated record. Gene Ontology annotation, cellular component: Golgi membrane. Bases 305 to 925 code for a protein of 206 amino acids. NCBI's taxonomy places the organism in Eukaryota, Metazoa, Chordata, Mammalia, Diprotodontia, Phalangeridae. The transcript has 7 exons. Gene Ontology annotation, biological process: vesicle-mediated transport; protein secretion.